Molecule: messenger RNA, 1122 nt
Organism: Aspergillus steynii IBT 23096
Lineage: Eukaryota; Fungi; Ascomycota; Eurotiomycetes; Eurotiales; Aspergillaceae
Exons: 1
Coding region: 301-867 (188 amino acids)
Source: RefSeq, a predicted model, not a curated record
GACGCCGAGAGGGGAGGUCCAGAUCAAGAGGGAAAAAGAGCAACAAAGAAAGGCCGACCCAAGGGACGGCAGAGUCCAGAGGGAAUCAAUCAACCAGCAUCGACCCCGGAUCGUCCGGAAGGGGGCGCCAGCGAGGUACCUAGCUCGCAUCGGCAGUAAUCGAAAAAUUCGGUGAUUUUCGCUCCCCGCCGCGGCCGAUCCUGACGAGAUGGAUUCCAGACUAUCGAGCUCGAAGGUCUAGUUCCGAGCGACGUGGGAAAGCUUCUGCCUGCGUGCGGACGAUGAUUUGUGGAUGAGAGAAUGGAUGAUGGAGAUGGAGAGGGUCUCGUAUUCCUAGCAGGACGUGGUUGUGGUCCCAAGAGUCCCAAGGAUGGCAGCCCGAGCGUUCAUAAUUGGGAUUGUUCAUUAUUUGAUUAUUUUCUCAGGCACACAUCAGGGUCUUCUAGUCUUAGUCUUGGUCUCCUCUUCCUGGCUUUCUCUUUCUCCUUCUCCUUCUCUUCCUCUCUCUGGGCCAUCUUCCGCUCCUUAGUUCUCUUCCUUCCACUUGAUUGCAUCGUCCGCACGGGAAUUCCAGCUCAUGCGGCGUCUAUCGGUCGCCCUUGCAUGACCGUCUCCCCUCCCCGGGCUCCAUUCCUGCUCCUUUCGUCCUGGAUUCUUGCCUUUCCUUUCCUUCUCGACUUUCCUGUGUCCUUUGAUUUGUCCGCUCGCCUCUCCAUUCCACGUCCUUUGACAUCACACCGGUUGUCUUCGCUCCUUUCGGCCUUUCGCCCCCCUCGACUGCGUCUGGAUUCACCUCUGCCGGGCGACGGCGAUUUAACCAUUCCCAUCCAUGCUCCCGCUCAACUGAUGGAGUCCCUUUCCUUCUAGUCCCAUCUCCCCUUCCAAUUUCCACUUCCAUUUUCCAUUACCUUUGGGACCCUUUCUUUGAUCUCCCCUUCGUCCGCAACCCCCCCAUUCCACGUUCCACCCAGGAUGGCCCCCCCGUCGGGAAAUCACCAUCGACGGCGGAGCUCCGUGCUGACGGGCGCUGGAGGCCCGUCACAGCCGCCCGCGACCGACCAAAGGGAUGAGCAUUCCCGAACCCCCACCGCCGAUGCUCCCAGUUAUAAUAAGCGGGAGGAC